UAUAUAUAUAAGUUAAAUAUAACAUGUAUAAAUGUAAAAAUGAUUGGAAAUCUUGCAUUAUACAGCAUGAUAGUGGAUCAGAAAGUGCACCUUUACUUUCUUCAGGAUCUCACACUAGUGCAGAACAUGUUAUAUUUCAAGAUUCUGAAACUAGUGAUUUAGACUAUACUCCUAAAAAUAGUUUCUUCAAGUAUGGUAGUUUAGAAACCUGUAGUCUACAUUCUAACAUUACCAUAGUACCUAAAAGACCACCACCUCUUAAUGAAGACCAUAGUUUAAUUACACCUUUAGUACUCAAUGCUUCUUCCUCAUUAAAUGUAACACAAGACAAAUGUUAUGAAAUCCAUAAUACUGAUCUGGAAACUAUAGAAACUACAUGCAAGGAUAUUAAAUCAAAACAAAGCUCAUUAGUCACAAUAUUUUCUAUAUGGAACACAAUAUUAGGUUCCUCUUUAUUAACAAUACCAUGGGGUAUUCAAAUGGCUGGUUUUUUUCCUGGUAUCAUUCUAAUACUUGUGAUGAGCGGUUUAUGUCUGUAUACUGCUUACUGUCUUCUACUUGUACAUAAAUAUUAUGGUGGAAAGAAAGGUAUAGAAGUAAUCGAAUUAUGUCGGAUAUAUCUUAACAAAUGGGUAGAAUAUGUUGCUAAAACUUUUAGCAUUACAGUUUUGUUGGGUGCAACUAUAGCUUAUUGGAUUCUAAUGUCCAACUUCUUAUAUAAUUCUGUAAAUUUCACAUAUGAUAGUAUAGUUAAAAUAUCUCAAUAUUCUAAGAAUGAUAACACUUCUUAUUCAUCAGAAGUACUGUGUUCAAAAAAAGUAAUUCAUAAUAGUACAAACUUAGUAAUUCAUGAUUAUACAUAUAAUACUUUGGGACCAAUUUGGGAUUUGUAUAAAACAGUUCCCAUUUUUCUUGGUUUAUUAAUAUUUCCAUUCUUAAAUUUUAAUAGUCCCACUUUCUUUACAAAAUUUAAUUCUCUUGGAACCAUGUCAGUGAUAUAUUUGAUUGUCUUUAUUUUGGUUAAAUCAUUUUCAUGGGGUAUUAAUAUGAAUGAAACAGAAUGGGAAAGAAGUUGGACAUUGAAGUUCUCAUUCCCUGCCCUCUCUGGAAUGUUGGCAUUAUCAUUUUUCAUUCACAAUAUUAUAAUUACUAUAAUACAGAACAAUCAUGAUCAAAGUAAAAAUGGAAGAGAUCUUUCAGUAGCUUAUGUCCUUGUUACUUUAACUUACAUUGUAGUAGGUGUAGUAUUUUAUGUAUGUUUUCCACUGAGUAAAUCAUGUAUUGAAGAUAACUUGUUAAAUAACUUUCAAAAAUGGAGUGGUUUGACAGUAGGUGCUCGAAUUGUUCUUCUUUUUCAAUUACUAACUGUUUAUCCAUUACUUGCAUAUAUGAUGCGUGUUCAGUUACUUACAUCAAUAUGUAAAACAUUUGAUACAGGAUGUGUUAUUAUAGUUAAUGUUAUUUUGGUAUCUAUAUGUAUUUUGUUUGCAGUGUUUGUGCCCUAUAUUGGUACAAUAAUACGAUAUACAGGUGCCUUGAGCGGUUUUAUUUAUGUCUUCACCUUACCAAGUUUACUAUACUUGGUAAUUUUGAAACAACAAAAGAAAUUAACAAUAUUUUCUACACUUUUGCAUAUAAGUAUUCCAAUAUUUGGAUUUUUAAAUUUGUUAGCUCAAUUUUUUAUUACAGAAUGUUAAAUAUGUACAA
This is a messenger RNA of Eufriesea mexicana, 1707 nucleotides long. RefSeq names its product sodium-coupled neutral amino acid transporter 9 homolog. Gene Ontology annotation, cellular component: lysosomal membrane. Gene Ontology annotation, molecular function: L-amino acid transmembrane transporter activity. The coding region runs from base 24 to 1697 and encodes 557 amino acids. Gene Ontology annotation, biological process: amino acid transmembrane transport. The transcript has 10 exons. Lineage: Eukaryota; Metazoa; Arthropoda; Insecta; Hymenoptera; Apidae. The record is from RefSeq and is a predicted model, not a curated record.